This is a messenger RNA of Ostertagia ostertagi, 2205 nucleotides long. The record is from the annotation of a GenBank genome assembly. NCBI's taxonomy places the organism in Eukaryota, Metazoa, Nematoda, Chromadorea, Rhabditida, Trichostrongylidae.
AUGCCAAUCGAAACUGUGGAAGUGAAGAACAAAAUCGAUCAGCAGCUGCAACAUAGUCCUGGCUCGCAAACGUCCUCAACAAAGUCGAACGAUAGCGGUUUAGAAGAUGGAUCGAUAACGAAGAAUGGUGUUCCGGCAAAAUCGCUGUCACGAAAGAGUUCGCGAAUGUCGCAGAGCAAUGUGUCCCCAGUCCUGGAGCAGCUCCAACAGCUGAUUAUCUCCGACGAAUGGGUCGGUAGAGAUACUCCACCAACUGGUCAUCCUCAGCUGUCGAAAACUCGGUCACGCGAAAAUCAGCGUUUGUCUGAUCUUGGAAGGACGUUAGUGACAUCAUCUUCGCUCAAGGCGUACAUCGAUCUAUUGAACAGUCACCAUAGGCAGAGCAUCGCUUCAUGGCUCUACGGAAACACUAGUCAAGCUCUUAGUCAGCAGUUCAGAUUCCCUGAAUCCAAUAUUCAUUGCUCAGAGCCAGAAGCUACAUUGGCACUUUCAGUUAGAAAUGGAAUAGGACAUGCGAUACGUUUGGCACUCAAGGACACCUAUGGUAACGAUUAUAUAACCAAAGGAUGGAAAGUAUUCGUGGAAAAGGGCGCCCCAGUGGUGUAUGUGACACCAGCUCUUCAUAUGGAUCUCGCCCCGUACAUCGCUUCGGAAUUCGGCAUCUCCGAUAUUGUACUGCUGCCAAAACUCGAAGGAGACAUGAGUGAAAUUGAAGGACGAAUUGACCAUCACGCAUUCGAGCGAAUUCUCGAAGAAGAUGUAGCUGCAGGUCGUACUCCGCUACUGGUAAUAGCUGUCGUUGGGUCAACGAUUCUUGGUCAAAAUGAUAUGGUAUCGAAACUACUUGAAACGCGAAAAAAGCACCGCUUUUGGCUCCAUGCUGUUGGGCAGGCGGUUGCAGCCCUGACUCUUCGUGAGCCGACGGAAGUCUUAGUGCACGUCCUUACCCAAGUAGACAGCGUUACGCUCCCUCUGGCUCUUUGGUUAGGUGUUCCGGCAGCUCCUGUUGUGACACUGUACAGGACGGUAGAGGGACACAAGCCCUCUUAUCGCGAGAAAUUGGACACCCUGCCGUGGUGGGUGGUCACGCAAACCUUAACAAGCAAAGGAAUCUCCGACAUUAUUGAGAACGCCUAUUUACUAUGUAAAGUAAUGCUGAAGGGCCUCUCAUCAUUCCCGCAGAUUGAGGUGGUCGGAAUGGAAAACGCAGCCGAUUUUGUCACCAGGGUUUAUAAAAACCAGUACACUGCUCCAACAGUGCUCAUUUUCAAGUACCGUUAUAAUGCUUCGAAGGAAGCAGCCAAGGCUUUGCGAGAAUUGACUCAAAAGCCUGAUAACGAAGUAACGAAGGAGGCUAUUGCUGAGGCCGAAAAACAUUUCCGUGAUGAGUCUGAAUACGGAGAUUCGCUGAAUUCUUGGCUCGGCCAAGGUGUCGUGGGAGAGUGCCAGUCGUUGGGAAUUCAUAUGAUCGAACUCGGUGGCACGUAUGGAACUGCAUUCCGUUUCUGUCCUCUGGAGCACGCUGCAGCACUCUCGUCUCACGUUGACCAUGUGCAGCAGUUCAUCCGACUCCUCGGUGGCGUGCUCAAAAUUGUCGACUCUACAGUAGCCGCUAGAGAAAAUUUUGAGAAGUUGAAGAGCGAAUAUCCCUCUCUGGUCGUCGUCCCCGUACACAAAUGGGCCGGUGUUGGAGCUGUUUGCUAUGUACCUUCCAUUAUCAACAACAAAUCACCUUCUGAAUGGGAUGACAAAGAGAAACAGCAGAUAUCUCAUAUGAACUUGGAACUCGUUCACCAACUACGGUCUGUCGACUCGGCUUUCUCGGCUGGAGAAAGCUCAACUCGUGGUUUGUCAUGUGUUAAAUUCGGAAUGCUGUCAGAUGCAAAGGAUCUAGCGGACCUUCUAAAAAUGGUCGCUGAAAAAGGAGCCGAAAUUGAAACGAACCAGCAGCGGGGAAAUGCACAAACAACUGAUGUCAUCUACAACAUAAGAAGGACCUCAUUGCCACGAGGCAUGGUGGAAAUCCUAGACGGCAGGCUGAUCAAGAUGUGUGGCGGAAGUGAAGGAGGGGUUGGUACCGGUAAGCCGGCUUCAACAGCGGUUGCAAAUGGCGAGAAGGAGACGAAAGCGGCUGCAGCUGAUGUUGAAAAGACAACGACGACAAAGCCUACCGUCGAACAACCAACGUCAAUUGAGGAGAAGUAG